Messenger RNA from Stylonychia lemnae, 1968 nucleotides. The record is from the annotation of a GenBank genome assembly. Lineage: Eukaryota; Ciliophora; Spirotrichea; Sporadotrichida; Oxytrichidae.
AUGAAAGCAAAGUAAAAUAAACAAGUGAAAAGUGAAACACCUAACUCGUUCAAAGAGGACAGAUCUUCAUCUACCAAGUCAAGCGAAGGUGACCAAAGUGACUUAAACAAAUCAAGACUGAAUUAAAUUAAGCAAAUCAAAGAUGCAGAAUUCGACAAAGAAAUAUAGUUAGUAUGGAGGGAUCUAAAUUUGUAUGUACAACCUAGUAGAGGAAUAGAUUCAGCUUUGCUAGGAUUUUCUGAAACGAGGGAUGAGAAUUCUAAUAAAAGAAAGUAGAUUCUGAAUAGUAAUUUUGGAAUUGCAAGGUCAGGAGAGCUAACAGCAAUCAUAGGUCCAAGUGGGAGUGGUAAAUCCUCACUUCUUAGUUUGCUAUCGAAACGCUACACACAAUAUCACACUCAAUAUUUGAUUGAAGGAUCAGUGAAGCUUAACAAUGUUGAACUUUAACACUCUACUUUCAUGAAAUAUGGCAGUUUUAUAGAACAAGAUGAUGUACUGUUUGAGUCAAACACGCCAAGAUAGACUUUUAAAUAUGGAGCAAGAUUUAGAACUUCUCUAUCUGACUCAGAAAUUGAAGAUAGAGUUGAUAUAAUGAUACAUAGGCUAGGUCUUUAGGAAUGCUAAAAUCAAAUGGUAGGAGGAAUAUUUCUACCUAAGAUAUCGGGAGGAGAAAGAAAAAGGACUUCAAUAGGCAUGGAACUUAUGACAAAUCCAAAGAUUUUAUUGCUAGAUGAGCCAACAAGUGGUUUAGAUUCUGAAAAUGCUAUGAGGAUUAUUAAAUUAUUAAAAAGAGAGGCAAAACUUAGAGGGGCCACUGUGAUUUGUUCCAUUCAUCAACCAUCAUCUCAGUUGUUUUAGCUGUUUGAUAGAACUAUUUGUUUAAGUGAAGGUCAUACAAUUUAUAAUGGGCCAACUAACCAAAUUCCAGGAUACUUCAUGAAAAAUUUUGGAUUAAAAAUUAAGAAAUAUACAAACCCUGCUGACUAUCUUAUUAAAAUGGCUCAUGACCCGAAAUUAAUUAGCGACAAAUUAACAAUUGAUGCAUUAAAAAUAUAAUCUGAAAGAAAAAUAAGGAAAAUAGUAAAGACAACAGAGAAAUAGAAUUUACCUUUAGUAAGUGGUAUUGAGGUUGAAAGAGCUAGUUCAUUUUACAAGCAAUGUAGGACUUUGCUAAUAAGGUAUUUUGAAGGCUUCUUGAAAAUCCCACUAGCAAUAUUUGCUAUAUUUGGAAUUUCCAUAUUCAUGAUAGGACUAGUAGGUAGCAUCUACUUCAACGUAGGAUAGAUUGAUACAGAAAAGGAUGUGUAUGAGUUAAGGAAGAAUUUCUAAGAAUGGUUGGGAUUGUCUUUUUACCUUGGAAAUGAUGUAUUUGCAAUUUGCACAAUGUCUUAAGUCAUUCAAAUCCCUUCAAGAAAUCCACUGUUUAGAAAAGAAAAACUGGCGGGAUUUUAUUCUACAAGUGCAUUCUAUAUAAUAACUUGGUUUGCGUCUACUGUAUUCAUCAUUUUCUAUCCCCUAAUACAAUCAUUGGGGAUAUUCCUAUGUAUUGGAACAUAAGAUUAAACUUGGGAGAAUUAUUAUAAUUUCGUCAAAAAUUCCAUGCUGUUAGGCUUAGCAGGCUCAAAUUUCGGAUUCAUGUGGGGAACAAUUUUUGACAAUGAUAAUACAGCUACCACAUCAGCAAUGGCAGUGGUUAUGAUAUCUUCUCUAGGAGCAGGUAAAUUUGUAAAUUUAGGUUCUAAGACACCUAUUGUAAAGUUGAUAUCUUCACUAUCUCCAAUCAGAUAUGCAGUGGAAGGUUAUUUCAGAAGAAUAGUCUCCUAACAAGAAGAUUACGGCAUGUUCCUACUAAAUAUGUUUGGAUUUAAAUUAGGGGAUUAGAAUUGCUAGAGAAAUAUACUAUAUUUUGCCAUAGCAUUUUUCAUAAUUGGAUGGGUGAAUCUUAAGUAUCAAGCUAGAAAACUUUGA